CAGAAAUUGGCCGUCUUAUCUCCUUAUCAGUGGCCAGGAGUUCUCGAUUUGUGCACCGUUUCCUUAUUUCGACUGUUUAAAGCAGGCGCCCGCACGUUGAUGUGUGUGUUUGUAUGAGAAGUUCGGCUGCAGUGUGUCUCUUUCCAGCAGAGUGCAGGUUAAGCUUGAAGCACUUUUCACGAACGCGCGCGCAAGAGAGAGAAAGAGAGAGCGACCCACUGCGUUGCUCGGAGAAAGUGGGAAAGAGUGUGCGCUGCUUGGAAGGGAGAGCAUUUGUCGCUUGCUCGCUCGCACGGCCAUCAACCGACUAUACACGCAUCACCGUAUCGGCCGUACGCGAGAGGACGCAUCGAGCGCAAACACGAGCACGGCCAGUUGUUCCCAUCAAUACGUACGGUGCGCGCAGCGCGUGUGGUAAGCAGUUCCCGUGUUCCGGCGAAAGGCAGAAAAGUAAAGAAACGGAAAAAAACAGGCAGUGGCGGAGUGUGUUGCAGCGCGACCACCAUUAUCACCAAUCAAACGUUUAUCAAUAAUAAUUUCAACUGCGGCCCGAUUCCGCACGGUGAUGCGCCUUAUAUAGGGAAGAUUUUUCCAACUAGCGGCCGAAGAAAGUGCGACGAUUUUUCUCGGGGAGAUUUUUUUUUUGUAUUAAAGUGCACGCGCGCGCGUUUGUCGGUGUAUCGUAGUGUGCGUAUGUGUGUGUUGCGCAGUGUGGAAAGCUGCCCUGCAAGAACUGGGGCCCUGCGUGAGGCCGGACAGAAGGUGCCCCAUUGUAGUGCGGCUAGACUGGUACACUAAAAAAAAAAAAAAACCGGACACCACAGAUCAAUCGAUCCCAACAGGACAGUUUCUGCAAGAAAUGGCAGUCCAUCAAUCCCCAUCAGCAGACACGAUGACCUGACAAAACACCGCCAUCACAACAGACGUAAUGCACCUGGCACGUUGAACGUCCACAUUUUUGCGAAGGAACCACGCCACGCAAAAUAGCCGCGGUGCAACACACAGCGAGAGCCGAUAGGAAAACAAUUAAAAACACAGCAAAAGAGCCGGUGAAGGUAUUUCGCACUAACAGCAAGCGGAAGAAGAAAGAAAACGGCGCAAACUACAGCGGCGCACCAUUGCAACGAAACACACCGACGCGGCCGAAGCGGCGGCUACACGCUAAAGUGCAGCACAAAGGUUAAUGCGCGGACACGGGACCGCAUAAGCGAGAGAGCGAGGGCGUACGGUCGCGAAAGCAGUAAAACUUCGAAUGUGAACGGGCGCUCGGGAGUAUAUCGCGAAAGCCACUCCACGGGCAAGCAUCAGUCGUUCUGUGGGUGCCGUAGCGCGCACCGGGAUCGUUCGGUUCUGCCAAAACUCCCCAGCAGCGAGCAGUGUAGGUGUUUGGAAUUUGUGUUUGAGGCGGUCUUGCCAACGGUUUUUAGUGCGGUGUGUGAACAUUCUCAACGGUACACGGAAAGGGGCUAGCGAAAAGGACACAGCAUCGAAUAAACGGCAGUGCACAUGCAGCAGCAAUACACGGCCCGGCAGCAGCAGCAGCAGCAGCAGCAGGAGAAUCGUUCGCUUUGCACGGAGAAGUCGUCGGCCGGUACGUCGCUGUCGUUGCUACGAUGCGAAAGCUAAGCCUCAGCACGGGCGCAGGUAUGUCAAGACAAUCGAAAAGUGUACCGCAGGCGAAGAAGGUGAUGCCACCGGCCGUCCCCGACAUGUACGGCAAGAUUGGGCUGAGCAAUGGUAACGGAGGCGGCGGUCCACCGACGGCAGUGAUCUACGACACGGGUGACGGUGCGGGUCGGAACGGUGGGACGGCGGUGGUGGCCGGUACGGUCAUACUGGAGCAUCACCAUCAUCACCACCAGCCGCAACUGACGAUGGAGCCGGGCGGAACUGGUGGCAAUGGAACGGGCCCGCUAACUACUGCCGCCGGUGGUGGUGGUUCAACCGCCGGGGCCGGCCCGGCAGGUGGUACGGUUGGUGGUGUAGGUGCCGGCAGUGUAACGACAGCCGCCCCGUCCAGCCUGAUGUUGCGCUGCGGCCCGGACGGUAUCGUCGAUUACGGUUUGGACGAUCAGGGCAUCGACCUGACGCAAUCGCCCGGCCGAGACAGUCCGGUUUCGCUGUCCGGGUCGGCCGGUUCCGGCUCGCGCCAUUCAACGGCCAGCUUGGAUUCGGGGCGUGCCUCUUCCUAUCUCACCGGUGCUUCCAACUCGUCCAAUCGCAGCGUGAGCGGUGUCGGAAGCUACGGCGUACUGUCGUCGCCACGCUGCUCCGUCAGCUCGUGCUCGAUCGGCUCGGGUAGCGGUGGUGGCCCUACCGGCGGGGCCGGUGGGUGUAGCCACCGCCUGAGCAACCAUUCGUCCAGCGGCAGCCGGACCGAUCACGAUGUCAUCUCGGAGUGGCUGAUGGAGAUCCACUUCCACGAGUACACGUACCUGUUUCUCGAGGCCGGGUACGAUCUGCCAACGAUCGCGCGGAUGACACCGGAAGAUUUGACGGCGAUCGGCAUCCGGAAGCCGAACCAUCGCGAACGUUUGAAGCGGCACAUUGACGCGCUGAAGCUGCCGGAUGCGCUGCCGGGUUACGUGCCCGGUUCGAUCGAUGAGUGGUUGCGGUUGCUGCGUCUCGAGGAGUAUGUUCAGCCGCUGCUAGCCCAGGGCUACCAGACCGUCCACGACGUGACGCAGCUCACCUGGGAAGAUCUCGAAGACAUCGGCAUCGUGAAGCUGGGCCAUCAGAAGAAGAUACUGCUCGCGAUCAAGCGCGUCAAGGACAUCAUUAGCGGGAAGAUGAUGGGUGGUUCCGCUGGUUUGGCCGCUUACGGCCUGUCGCCGACGAUUGCCCGUUCGCCGGCAGGGGGGGUUGGGCACGUACGCGCACAUUACGACGAUAUGAGCAUCGGGCUCCGGUCGGAUUCGUCCAAGCAGCAACACCAGCACCAUCUAGCGGUGGCGGGCUCGUACAGUACCUUUCUGCGGCAGCAGUCGGUUCCACCGCCACCGUCAGCGGCGCUGGCGACGGCCGGUACCAACGGUGAUCCGGCGCACCAUUUCGGCCACAUCACCACGAUGCCAUCGCACCACCAGAUGAUAACGUACCCGCACGUACACUUUGACGGUACGCAGGCGAUCUAUCGGCGCAGCUCGUACGAUGAUAGCGACAUCACGCCGACGAACGAAAAGUCGUCAUCCGCGCUGUUGGCGCUGGCGGAAGACCAUCAUCAUCACCGUUUCGUUGGGUCGCAGGGUGGACAGCAGCAGCCGAGCUGGAUGCACCAGCAGCAGUUCGUCCAGCAGCAUCAGCAGAUGGUGCAGCAUCAGCAGCAGCAGCAGCAGCAGCAGUACUUCCAGGGUGGCGGCACACUGCCACGGCAGCACCAGCGUAACAACUAUGGCGUCCGGUUGGCGCUGCUCGGCGGACCACAACCCACCGCAACGACCGUGGGUGGUGGGCGCGGUCUCACUGUAAACCGGCCGAUCGCCAAGAUUGUGGCCAACAACCUGAAGCUUCCGUCGCCGGCACUGGACAGUGGUACGACCGGUGGUGGUGGUGGUGCGAUGGAUGGGGGGGACGGUGCGGAACAGGCUGCUUAUCCCGUCCCGAUGCCGAUGCCACCGCUGCUCGGACAGAUCGAAAACGUCGAGAUGGCCACGGCGGCCCUGGACGCGAUGCACUUUGCCAACUACACCAGCUCGCCUUAUGCCGUCCAGCAUCAUCACCUGCAUCACCACACGCUGACGCUGGUGGCGAAGGACACCGGUACGCCCGUUGCAGGCAGCCCUGCCGUCUCUGCGGUCGGCGCACAGCAACAGCCGCCACCCAUCUACCACAACCACCCAUCCAUGCUGUUACAAUCGCACUCCCAGCAGCAGCUACUCCACCAUCACGCGUCCACCUCCUCGUCCACCCAGUCGACCCCGUCGCCACCGACGCUUAGGCCGGGCGGGGUGGUCGGUGUUGGGGGGCCGCAUCUUCCCCACGCGUACGGGGGGUAUGCCGGCCAAACGCUGCAAACGACCGUCGAGGUGCACAAGGUGUGCGGUCAGCACGACAACAAAUCCAACUCGAGCCUCGAAUCGAUCGAUCAGAUACCGUUCGCGAAUGAGAAUGCCGGCACGAUAAAGCAGCGUUCGUCGCUAAACCGGAUGGAGCAUCACUACCAGGCGGGCGUCCCGGCACAGCAGCAUCCACUGCUACUGCACAACCUUUCGUCGUCCUCUUCCUCGUCCUCGUCGUCGCUGACCGGUUCGAUCACGACCACGCUGGCGACGGGCUGCAUACAGCAGCAGCUCUCAUCACCAUCGACCACCCAGCCGGUACCGGUUGCAGCAACGGCCGGUUGCGGUAGCAGCAAUCCAACACCAACGCCCUGUGCGGCGUCUACUGGGCCGUCGGCUGCACCAACCUCAUCAUCGACCGCUACUGCGGCCGUACAGCCGGCCGCUGUACCGAGCGCGGCAAACGAAGACGCAUCCACAGCAGCAGCAGCAGCAGCAGUAACUUCCUCGCAGGACAUCUACGGUACCAAUGUGCUGAACGAUAUCGGCAACAUGCUAGCGAACCUCACGGAUGAGCUCGACGCCAUGCUGGAGGAGGAAAAGUGUGCCGGCAUCAGUGAUAAUGAGUAGGGAGCCGAGCGUGCGUAUGAAGGGAUGUCCAGCUGGAGGACACUUUUACUUUUUUCUUUAUUCUUUAUAUCGAUGUAUGUGUGUGUGUGUGUGUGUAUGUGUGAUAAAGCGUCCGGUACGUGUGAUAGGCAGGUUUAUAAGUGGCUCAUAUUACUGGGGGGGACCCACCCCCCGGCCA
This is a messenger RNA of Anopheles moucheti, 4806 nucleotides long. RefSeq lists its product as uncharacterized. Gene Ontology annotation, biological process: cell surface receptor protein tyrosine phosphatase signaling pathway; axonogenesis. Gene Ontology annotation, molecular function: protein phosphatase binding; signaling adaptor activity. The coding region runs from base 1614 to 4628 and encodes 1004 amino acids. NCBI's taxonomy places the organism in Eukaryota, Metazoa, Arthropoda, Insecta, Diptera, Culicidae. The record is from RefSeq and is a predicted model, not a curated record. Gene Ontology annotation, cellular component: focal adhesion; axon. The transcript has 3 exons.